AUGAAACGAAGAGUUUCCUUUAUUCACGAUGCAGAAGGGGAUUUUGACCCCAAGAAAGCUCGUUUGGGUCCUGAUUCAAUAACCAUCCAGUCGUUGCACGGAGCUCGACAGGAGAGAUUAACCUUUGGAAUUCAGGAGCUUCCUGGUGAGAUUCAGCAAGUCGUCAAACAAUGUCAUGAAUUGCGUAUCCGUUGGGCGUCGGAGCGCGCGUACUCAGCCGUUUCUCCUCUGACAAGCCGCGUGUCUCCUGGCAUCCAUGUCUUCCUAUCACCACGCCGGAAUAACUCACCACAGUUAUGUCCUCUACUGCGUAAAGCUUUUGGGGCGGAUGUAACCUGCACAACACCAGAGGUUUCAUUCGUUUCCAAUGGACCAUCGAAAUCCGGAGCAUCCUCGUCAAUGCAAUUCUAUCAACUCCUCCCGUCCCUUGAUCAGCUAGUUGUCUAUCUACAAGCCGCUAUCUGCUCGGAACAAGAUACCGAAUGCGGAGAUUACGCUUCUUUGGUACGAUCGGCAGACACACUUGAUAUAGACUAUAACCAAGCCCUCCACUCGUUUGACGUCACGGUGUAUUGGUCCGAGCCGACGCGGAAAUCGGGAUGGACUGAUAUCGUUCGUAAUCGCAACAUUAGCAAGGACAAAGUUGAUGUUGGCAUUUUGGCAUCACAAGAGCCUCUGGAACUGGAUGAGCUGAAAUUUGGGGGCCUUUUAGCCGUUGUGGGUCGAGACACCGAACUAAAGCCAACACUUUUUUCUUUUCCUUCACGUCAUCACCCAUUACCGAAUUCUGCAACAUAUAGAUCUGAAUUUCUGUCUCCUACUGGCUUGCAUCCGACUCUUCAACUGUCAAUACCUCAGCCAGGGCUUUCGCGACCCCCCGCUCCGUCAGAUAUAACAUGCGGAUUGUAUACCUACAUCACUUUACCUUCAUAUAUAUUUGCCGAUAGAUAUCAGCUCUCCACUACUGACACUCUCUUCUUAAAAUCGCACAAUAUCCAUAAACUCGACCAUAUUGCCGGAGAGACCGACCUUGAGGCCCCUGACUGGUUAACCCAACGUUGGGGUUCACACAUGUUGGUGGAGUUGGCUACCCCUCCGUCUAACGAUAAACAAGGAAAGAACACGGGUACACACGUAUAUGGUGACUGGGAGGCUACUAUUCCGCUUCAUCUUCGCUAUUUACAUCCCUCCAAGUCUGGCUACAGAAAUGUCUCUAUCCCUUGGCCAGUUGUUUUCUGGGCAUGUGUGUCUAAAGAUACGGAAAAAAUGAAAACAAACCCGUUCGACCGAACUCGAUUGGGCUGGGAUGAUCUGUUCGGGCCUCAAACCUAUUUUUACCAUCUUCAUCCCUUGCCUAGGAAACCAAUGAAUCCCUUGGAGCUCCAGGCUUCUGAACUGGUUGAGAACAUUCAAGUUCCCGUAUUGCGAGUUGACAAGAAUUCAAAUCCGGUAGUCCAGCAAGCAAGGGCCAUCGAAUACGGCACCAUUGCGGUUAUUUUACUUGGGUUUCUAUGGAUUUUAUAUAAGCUGGGUAGUGUUUCAAAUGGUUCCUUCAAUAUUUGUGGUGUGUCUAGGGCCACGGCGAAUAAGAAGAAUAAAAGCCACUAA
This is a messenger RNA of Ophidiomyces ophidiicola, 1608 nucleotides long. RefSeq names its product protease B nonderepressible form (gene PBN1). Gene Ontology annotation, cellular component: glycosylphosphatidylinositol-mannosyltransferase I complex; endoplasmic reticulum membrane. Gene Ontology annotation, biological process: GPI anchor biosynthetic process; protein processing. The transcript has 5 exons. Lineage: Eukaryota; Fungi; Ascomycota; Eurotiomycetes; Onygenales; Onygenaceae. Gene Ontology annotation, molecular function: mannosyltransferase activity. The record is from RefSeq and is a predicted model, not a curated record. The coding region runs from base 1 to 1608 and encodes 535 amino acids.